AUGACUUUUAGAGACGUACUUUUAGAAAGGUUGCAAGCUCGUGAUAAGGCAGCCAACAAUUUUCAUGAUAUCAUUGUUACAAACAAUCGGCUUUUGCAGCAAACGAUAGAGCUCGAGCAAAAGAACAAGGCCAUCGAAGCAGCUAAAAUCGAUGGUUCCAACACAGAAACUGCAGGCUCUACUCAACGAGUGGCUGAACUUGACCGCAGAAUACGAGAACUGAACGAAGAGCGUGCAGAGAUGUACAAAACGCAGAGUGAAAAUGCGCAGCGACUAGUUAAUCUCAAUGAACAGCUGAGAACAAGGGAAGAGAAAGAUUUGAAACAAACAGAAGAAAUCAAGCAAUUAUCAGACUCAGUUAAAAAACUAUCCUCCAAAUGCGAUUUGCAGACACAACAACUGCGAGAGAAAGACGUUACCAUUCAGAUUUUGCAAGAUGAAUUGGCAGCAUUGCAACUUGAGAUGGUUACUACAGAGGACAAGAUCAACAUCCUGCGAAAGGAAAACGAGCAAUUAUUGGAACGAUGGAUCAACAAGAUGAACGAAGAAGCCGAGAAGAUGAAUGAGGCGACUCAAUUCUACGAAACUGCUUUGGAACAAGCAAAACUGGAUGCGGAUCGACAAAAACUCAAGCAAGCAAAGAAACGGGAUGCAUCCUCUGUAGAUUUAUCAAAAUCGAUACCCUUUUCCAACAUUGUUCUCCCAAAGAAAGCUACUAAGCGGAUUAGUGUGCACGAUGCAGAGAUACACUGUAUAGCUGCUUCAUCCACAGGAACCAUGUUUGCUACUGGUGGGGCUGAUAAAAAGAUCAAGCUGUUCGAUGCAAAGACUGGAAACAUCACACACUCAUUGAGCGGAGCCUUACAGACGAUUACCUCUGUACAAUUCAGCUCUACAGAUGAGCUUGUCUUGGGCUCUUGUACAGACAACGCCACUAGAAUCUGGAGUCUAGCAACACAUCGACUCAAACACACAUUGACAGGUCACAUAGGCAAAGUGUAUGCAGCAAAAUUCACAAUGGAUGCAAACAGAGUGAUAUCAGGAAGCCACGAUCGUACCCUGAAAGUCUGGGAUUUACAAAAGGGAUACAAUACUCGAACCAUAUUCACGUUUUCUAGUUGUAAUGACGUGUGUUUAAUGGAUCCAGAUGGACAGACAGUAAUCAGUGGGCAUCUAGACAACAACAUCAGACUGUGGGAUGCCAGAACGGGUGUUGGGAUCAAAGAAUUGACAGGCAUACACAGCGGGCAAAUUACAUCUGUCAGCAUGUCGCCAGACGGAACAACCCUGCUCACCAAUUCAAGGGAUAACACGCUCAAGGUCAUAGAUGUACGAAUGUACGAUAUUGUGAGAUCAUUCCAGGCUGAGACCUACCGCAAUGGGCUUAAUUGGUCUCGAUCAACAUUUAGUCCUGAUGGGAAAUAUGUGGCAGCUGGUUCAGCAGAUGGUUCUCUACACAUUUGGAACGCCAAGUCGGGUAAGCUGGAGAGAGCACUUGCAGAACAUAGUUCUGUCAUUUGCGGUGUCUCUUGGAACCCCAACGGCGACUUUUUAUACACGGCGGAAAAGAACAAGGCUGUUUGCAUGUGGGAUACAUCGACAGUGGCAAAAAGCAAUAGUAAAUAG
This is a messenger RNA of Mucor velutinosus, 1626 nucleotides long. RefSeq names its product profilin, required for normal timing of actin polymerization in response to thermal stress (gene PFY1). The transcript has 15 exons. Gene Ontology annotation, molecular function: protein binding. Gene Ontology annotation, cellular component: autophagosome membrane. The record is from RefSeq and is a predicted model, not a curated record. Bases 1 to 1626 code for a protein of 541 amino acids. Gene Ontology annotation, biological process: autophagosome assembly. Lineage: Eukaryota; Fungi; Mucoromycota; Mucoromycetes; Mucorales; Mucoraceae.